Batrachochytrium dendrobatidis JAM81 is the source of this 990-nucleotide messenger RNA. RefSeq lists its product as uncharacterized. The coding region runs from base 1 to 990 and encodes 329 amino acids. Lineage: Eukaryota; Fungi; Chytridiomycota; Chytridiomycetes; Rhizophydiales. The transcript has 7 exons. The record is from RefSeq and is a predicted model, not a curated record.
AUGGGUAAAGUCAAAGAGUUUAUUUUUCUUGGAACCGGAACCUCUGGUUCAGUACCCAACAUUCACUGUUUAGUCAAAGACCCAAUUCCAACCUGCAAGGUGUGCUUGUCAGCCAUUACCUACCAACAACCUCAUCUAGUGCAAGAUUCAGCAAGUUCUAUUCAGCUGCCGUUGCUUCAUCUUCCGCACUUUUCAAAAAACCGGCGUCGUAAUACAUCGGGUGUUGUGAGGUUCAUGCAUUCAGAUGGUCGCAUGCGGAAUGUAGUCAUUGAUUGUGGAAAAACGUUUUAUGAUUCUGCAUUAUCGUGGUUUGUAGAAUAUCGACUUCGGAAUAUCGAUGCGGUGAUUCUCACCCAUGGUCAUGCCGAUGCCAUUUUCGGGCUGGAUGAACUACGUCAAUGGACGAUUGGUGGUGAGGAUAGGAGACUUCAAAAAAUAGUAGAUAUUUAUUUGGAUCAAGAAACUAUGGAAGUAGUUGCUCGUGCCUUUCCCUACAUGGUCGAUAGUGCAAAAGCUACGGGAGGCGGCGAUGUACCCUCAGUCCGAUUCAACAUCAUUGAAAAAAAUGCAGAUGGACCAAUCCCAUUUUUGAUUGAUAACGAGCUUACAGUCAUUCCAUUCGAAGUGGAGCAUGGAAAGAAUGGAACUAAACCCUUCAUGUCGCUUGGGUUUCGCUUUGAAAAUCUAACUUACAUCUCAGAUGCAAAUGCCAUACCACCGCGAGCUGGCAGUAUCAUCAAAGGAUCAACCCAUUUGAUUAUAGACGCAUUGAAUGUUGAACCGCACUGCUCGCAUUUUGGGUUUGAUCAGGCCAUACACGAAUGCAUUCUUGCUUUAGCCAAAGGCGGUAAAGGAUACUUUACAGGGUUAAGUCACAGCAUGGACUAUGACGACUUGCAAGAGUACAUUGCAUCAAAGCAAUCACCCAAAGAUGCAGGAAUUCAUAUCGAAUGUGGAUUUGAUGGACAACGUAUUCCUAUUCACGAUUAA